This is a messenger RNA of Pimephales promelas (fathead minnow), 514 nucleotides long. It is a transcript of the gene ccl33.3, whose product is annotated as chemokine (C-C motif) ligand 33, duplicate 3. Gene Ontology annotation, molecular function: chemokine activity. Gene Ontology annotation, biological process: immune response. Lineage: Eukaryota; Metazoa; Chordata; Actinopteri; Cypriniformes; Leuciscidae. Gene Ontology annotation, cellular component: extracellular region. The record is from RefSeq and is a predicted model, not a curated record.
GAGAAUAAUUGUCUCAGACAUCUACAACUAUUGUCAAGCUUCCAGAUCAACUGCAGAUCAGAAACCAUGAGGGCAACUUCUCUGUAUUUGGUGUUUGGACUGGUCCUGCUGAUGGCUUGGACCUCUGAGGCUCAGCCUCAGGCUGCAGUACCUGAGAGGUGUUGCUUCGAUUUUAUCGACUUCCAAAUACCAGGCAAAAAGAUUAUGAGUGCUUUGAGGACAAGUUCACAUUGUCCUAUCCCAGGCGUUGUGGUAACGACACCUAGAACCGAAUUCUGUGUGAAACCAGACGAGCCUUGGAUAAAGAAGAUGCUGUAAUGGGGCAGCAGAAACAGAAAUGGAAACGCAACAUCAUUCUACACAAAAUAAUACUGUUAUUGCUUCAUACAACUGUACUUUCUUAUUAUUUUUUUGUAUCUCCUGAUCAAUAGCUACUGCAAGAUGAAAGUUAAACCUGUUGUCAUUUCACGCUCUAUCUAUACAAAUGAAAAUUAAAAUGAACAGAGAUACCUGG